Molecule: messenger RNA, 861 nt
Organism: Heterobasidion irregulare TC 32-1
Lineage: Eukaryota; Fungi; Basidiomycota; Agaricomycetes; Russulales; Bondarzewiaceae
Exons: 3
Coding region: 1-861 (286 amino acids)
Source: RefSeq, a predicted model, not a curated record
AUGAGAGAGAGGUUGAGAGAUGGGGCGAGACGAGGUCUUUUAUUGGGGAACGAGCGCCGCCCUUCCCGCUCCGGUGCGGGGUACUUUCCCACGCUGCCCCCGCCGCUGCCCCCGCCGCUGCCCCCGCCGACGCCGCUCGCCGACGCCGCUCGCCUCCGCACUUGCCCCCGCCGCUUCGCUGUCAGCGGAGACAGUGCGGCCUCGUCGCUGCAGGCAGCUCCCCGCCGGCGUUCCCCGCACCGGCGAGCGCCCGUGUCACGGACAGGCACUCGCUCAAACACGACCGUGACGGGCCCUGUCACGCGCGCUGGCGAGGCGAGACUCCGACGGGCUGCCAUGCCACACCUCCCAGCCAACCGCUCGCGCCGCCCCCGGCACACCCCCGCCCCAUCCCUCUCCCGAGGCCCCCGGAACGGAGCGUCCGCCCUGCCCCAACCAAUCGCGGGCCCGGCGACGCUCGAGCUUACUUACAAGCGCGUGCGUUACAUACGCACGCACGCAGCACGGCAGACGGGACGGCAGAGAGUGGAGGGACAGACGGGAGGGAAGCGCAGGGCGAGAGAGAAAGUAGAGGCGGUGCCGCCGCGCGCCGCCGCAUACUUAUACCCGCGCGCGUCAUCCUUGCACCUGCACGCCCCCCGCGUCCGACCAGCCCCUCCGCCCCUCCGUCCUCCGUCUCCCGUCUCCCGUCUCCCGUCUCCCAGCCUCGACGUCCGCGUCUUCGACUUCGAAGAACCCAAGCCCCGAUCGACCCGCGGUUCUCCCCCGCUUCCCCCGCAUCCACGUGCCUUCCGACUGCUUGCCGUCUCCCCCCACGCUUUCUUAACCCCGCACGCGUGCGGCGGCUCCGGCUCUCCAUGA